This is a messenger RNA of Gossypium raimondii (Peruvian cotton), 2033 nucleotides long. RefSeq names its product aspartic proteinase 36. Gene Ontology annotation, molecular function: aspartic-type endopeptidase activity. Gene Ontology annotation, biological process: proteolysis. The transcript has 10 exons. Lineage: Eukaryota; Viridiplantae; Streptophyta; Magnoliopsida; Malvales; Malvaceae. The coding region runs from base 278 to 1792 and encodes 504 amino acids. The record is from RefSeq and is a predicted model, not a curated record.
UAAUCCAUGUCUUGUUCAAAGCUUCUGCUUUUAUCGUCUCUGCUAUUUGAUGUAUUGCUCUUGUCUCUCAGACUUUCCCAUGUGUAUAUAUCUUCUUUGACCCAAAUUCAUUGCCUCUAAAUCUUUGUCUUAAAAUCAUGUUUCUUCUUGUUUUCUAGUUUUCCGCAAAAAAGAUAACACACACCCAAUUUUGUCGUUGUUUUUGUUGUUACUUUCCCAUCUUUGUUUUGUUUGAGGGAGAGAAUUACUUUUGCUGAAAAAAAAUAAAACCAAGGAGAUGGUGUCACGAAGUUUUUGUAAGAGAAGGGAAAUGGCGGCGGUUUUUCCCGCCUGGAUCAUGGUAACGAUUUUGGUUUUGGAGGCUAGUCUGGUCAUGGGUGGUUUUCAAGCGAGUUUGAAACUGGAGAGGAGGAUUCCACUAGUGAGUCAUGAAGUGGAGCUGGGUCGCCUCAGAGAAUUCGAUAGACUCAGGCAUGGAAGGUUGUUGCAGUCUUCUGGUGGUGUCGUGGAUUUUCCUGUUCGAGGCACCUAUGAUCCAUUUCUUGUUGGAUUAUAUUAUACAAAAUUACAAAUAGGUUCUCCUCCAAAGGAAUACUAUGUACAAAUUGAUACUGGAAGUGAUGUUCUAUGGAUAGGUUGCAAUUCCUGCAAUGGUUGUCCUGAAUCUAGUGGACUUCAAAUUGAACUUAAUUUGUAUGAUCCUGGAAGCUCAUCAACAUCUUCAUUGGUCUCAUGUUCAGACCAAAGAUGUAAUGCGGGCGUUCAAUCAUCCGAUUCGGGUUGUUCCGGACAGGGAAAUCAAUGCAGUUACACAUUUCAGUAUGGAGAUGGAAGUGGAACAUCAGGGUAUUAUGUAGCUGAUUUGUUGCAUAUCAGUACAAUUCUUGAGGGAUCCAUGACUGCAAACUCUACAGCUCCCAUUAUGUUUGGGUGCAGCGUGUUACAGACCGGAGACUUGACAAAGUCUGAUCGAGCAGUUGAUGGAAUCUUCGGGUUUGGACAGCAGAGUUUGUCUGUAAUCUCACAACUUUCAUCACAGGGAAUAGCACCUAGAGUGUUUUCUCAUUGCUUAAGAGGGAAAAAUGGUGGUGGGGGUAUACUUGUUUUCGGAGAGAUUUUGGAACCCAAUAUGGUUUAUACUCCGCUCGUCCCAUCACAGCCUCACUACAAUCUUGAUCUGCGGAGCAUUUCCGUUGGUGGACAAGUUUUAUCAAUUGACCCGUCAGUGUUUUCAACAUCAAGUAGUCAAGGAACAAUAGUUGAUUCCGGGACAACUUUGGCAUAUCUAGCUGAUGAAGCUUAUGAUGCUUUUGUUGAUGCUAUCACGAAAACUGUUUCGCAAACUGUGCGCCCUGUUCUUUCCAAAGGAAAUCAAUGUUAUCUAAUAACCUCCAGUGUCACCGACAUAUUCCCUCAAGUUAGUCUGAACUUUGCUGGUGCUGCCUCCUUGAUUUUAAAUCCACCCGACUAUCUUGUGCAGCAGAACUCUAUUGGUGGUGCUGCAGUUUGGUGCAUUGGCUUUCAGAAAAUUCAGGGUCAGGGAAUAACAAUUUUAGGAGAUCUUGUUCUGAAAGACAAAAUCAUCGUUUAUGAUCUGGCAAAUCAACGGAUCGGAUGGACUGACUAUGACUGUUCAAUGUCCGUCAAUGUGUCUGCAAAUCUUAACUCCGGAAGAACAGAAUUUGUGAAUGCAGGGCAGAUGAGCAACGAUGGCUCGUCACCAGAUCAACUUCAGAGCAUCAUAGCUUCGCUUCUAAAUAUGAUCAUGCUUGCCGCUCUACUGUUUUCCUAGCAUAUACUGCAAGGGUUCAGGCAUUAGGAAACUUGGAUUCGUCGUGUACUUUCUCACCCGGUAGCUUGUGGUCGAAACGUAGGUUAUUUUUCCAUGGGAGUGUGGCUUCAGGUAAAUGCUGUAAAUUACAUUCACAGGUGAUCAUGUUAACAGUCAAUUCAAUUUAUACUAACCGAAGUUUUUCCUUUUAAUUUAUGUUAAAAAGGAAAAUUAAUAAAAAAUUGUGGCAUUAGGUUGAUCA